This is a messenger RNA of Neopsephotus bourkii (Bourke's parrot), 1622 nucleotides long. RefSeq lists its product as uncharacterized. The coding region runs from base 247 to 858 and encodes 203 amino acids. The record is from RefSeq and is a predicted model, not a curated record. NCBI's taxonomy places the organism in Eukaryota, Metazoa, Chordata, Aves, Psittaciformes, Psittacidae. The transcript is spliced from 3 exons.
CUAUUGCCUAUCAGAAGAUCAGAUACUGUUAUCAGAGAAACUCUGAGUUCUAGAGAAGCGCUGUGGAGAUGACAAGUGCUUGGUCAUGCUUGGGGUCGUUCUAUAUAUUAGUGUUUGAAAAUGGAAAGGCCACAUCCUUAUACGCUUAGUGCCUACUUCUGUGGAAACACUGAUUGGGUAAGGAGCGUGCCCCAAGGUUAAACCCCAACUUUACUGGAACCUGUCUCUUCCAGAAAAUCUCAACAAAUGGCCUUUUCCCUAUCAGCUUCAAAAAUCAACCAAAACGGUUAUUUCCCUGUAGAGAGAGACCAUAAAAUGGGAGAAGAGUGGUCCAGAGCCACUUCAGGGCUCUCUGAGCACAUCACGAUGAAGACCCAUCUCUACCUUCUUCUGCUGGCUGCAAGCAUCUCUGCUGCUCCCUACAUGAGCAGCACGGCUGAAUUACUGACGCUAUUGCAGCAAAUGAGAGAGUCAAUGGCCAAGGAGAGUCAGGUAUGUUCAAUGUCCAUGAUUGUCAUCACUUACUGUGGUCGAUGGUUACCAACCCUUGUAUCUCACUCAGCUUUGCUGUUUCUUCCAUCUCAGGAUGUGAACUGCAUCAGCGUCAUCUUUGAAGGAGCAGAACAGCUGAAAAUGGAUCCAGCCAUGAAGAAGUUCAGUGGGUUUUUCCAGAAGUUUGAAAGGCUGAAGCAGUCACUCACACCAAGCCUGGGAAGAGAGGUAGGAACUUGCUUCUUGUCCCCUUCCCUUGUUCUAUUUCAGGAGGAAUGUGAUACAGAAAGGAAGAGCGCAACAGCGUUCAUGAGGGAGCUGAUGACGUUCAUCCGAAAAGCAGCAUUAAGAAAUGCAAGAGCAUAGAAUGACGGGUUUCUAGAAUUGCUGUAGAUUUAGACAAGCAGUCAGAUGGUUAUUUGGUUUAAAAGCACUCCUCCUUCGUGUUAAAAUGAGGCAGAGCAUGCCUUUGGUUUCAGUGGUGCUGUGCUGGUUGGUGUUUAGCGUGUAAUCUCCAAAAGCAUCGAUGGCAAAGUGUCAUUUGUAUUUCUAGAUGGAAAUCUAAAUGCUUGAUAAAGCAGAUUGUGCAGGGGGUAUGGAAGGACCUAGGCACAAACCCUUCGGGUUUCUCAUGAAGAGGUCACGUUCAUCUCUGAACAGUCACAAGGCUAAUGAAUACAGAUGAUACCUUGGUGGAUGCUUUGCACUCUGCCCAAAAUCUUCCCCAAGCACUGGUUUCACUCUACCUGCAGUUCUGGUGGAGCAGUGGAAACCCAGCAGCUAAAGAUCUGUGAGGAUGGGAGUGCGUGCCACUUACUGAGAGAAUUAAUGGGUCUUCUAAAGCUGACAAUAACUAUAGGAGUGCUUAGAGAAAUAUGAAUUUAUUUUUAUGGUGUUAUUUAAAUUAUAGUAAAUUUUAUAGAUAUAUAUUUUUGAGAAAAUAUUUAUUCUGUUUUUUUACUAAUUUUAAUAAAGUGAAUAAAUGUCUCUGCCUUUUCUUUUCUUCCCACGAAUUUCUUCCAAGCUAUUCCCACACUUAAGCAAAUCUAGUUAUUGUAAAAUCUCUGAUGGUCAAAGGAAUGAGAUCCUUGAGGUGAGAAGUGUCUUGCUGGAAGCUCAUUCCAAUGAGG